GCAGCCUCUCCUUUCACAUUUAUGAAUCAUUUGCAAUCUUACUUAUCUUGGUGACAAACACAAAGCUUCUCCCUUUCUAUUUAUGCACCUAAAUAAAGCUCUCCGAGCUAUUUUAUAUUUCAAUAAUUCUCUGUUUUACCUUUGUUCUCAUUCUUAUCCACUCUAUCUUUUCCUUGUCUUUACUAUGGAACCCUAUCGGUAUUUUCAAUUUGUUGUCUUCUGCUCUAUUUUUGGAGUUCACACUUUUGGUUUCUUUGAUCCAGUGUUAAAAAGGAAAAAAGAGAAUUGUAUUGUGGGAUUCAUGCUAUUUAAUUAGUUUCAUAAUUUAUGCCUAAAUAAAAUGAUGCAACUUUUUGUAUAUUUAGAUCUUUUGUUUUCAAAAUACUUUAGUUUUGUAUUUUGAGAUCCAUUGUAUUUAGUUUCAUAAUUUAUGCUUAGAUAUUUAAUGAUGAGAACUUUUUUAGUCUUUUGCUUUCCUAUUUUCACUGUUUAGCAUAAAUUUGAAGAAAUUGGGAGGAUAGAAUACUUGGUAGGUAGACAAACACAUGUUUCCUGAGACUACAACCGACAUUUUGUAACAUUUGAUAAAAAGCUGAUAUUUUGUAAAAUAAAGCAACACUGUAUUGUGUCCAGCAGUGGAUUAUUUGAUAAUAUGUUUGGGAGGGCUGGGACUUGAGGUACUAACCAUACUGGUUGUGAAGGUUAUGGUAUUGCUUUUGAUGAAUGACUUAUGAAACACUUCUCUAAAGUUUCCAGACUAUGAAUUUCACUAGAUACAUCAAUGUUUCUUAUAUCAGUUUCUUGAAUCUUGAUAAGAAAGUAACUUCUCUUCAACAAUUUCUCAGGAAUUGCGUAAUGAGCCGAGCCUACGAAGAAAAUACUUAUUUAGAAGCCCAAAAUCCUGAUCACUAAGAAAGAAGUCCACAAAAGCCAGGUCUAGGUUUCGCUUCUUUCAUGUAAGCUUCUUCUCUCAAUGGACAAAAAGGAGGACAAGCGCGAGAUUGUAACAACCCUGGAGAUAAAGUUGGGUGAUUCAGAGAUCUUAGGAACGCCCAAAAACCAGCAAAAAGACAAGAAGCGGCGGAAGAAGGUUGAUCGAGAUUCCUUGUUGAAGCCUAAAAAGCUGCAGAAACACAAGUUGCGUAAUAAGAAGAAGCAGAAGGUUGCGGCAACCACAGAGCCUUCAGUGAUAGAUUCUGAUGAUCCAGGGGCUUUAGUAAAGCCUCAGAAGCCGAAAAGGCUCAGGAAGAUAGUAGAUGAAUUAAGUAACCGUCUGGACAAGAUGACUGAAAUUGUCAAAAAACUAAAGAAGAAUUCAGAUCUACUGGAGGAGGAGACUAGUAACACUUCAAAGGAAAAGGUGGUAGACAAUGAGUGCUAUUUCGAAUCUGAAGAUGCAGAUUUGAAAAACCGGCAAACAAUUUUCGUCCUGGGAUUUGAUUGUUCCUUUCCUAAGGAUGAAAUAAAGAGAACAUUGAUUAAACACUUCAGUUCUUGUGGAGAGGUCUCAAGGGUUUUUAUUCCUUUUCAUUGUGAUACUGGCUCUCCCAUGGGUUUUGCUUUCAUUAAUAUGAGAAAUCGAGACAAGGCUUUAACACUCGAUGGAAGUUACUUGGGAGGGAUGAGACUUACGGUUACAAUGGCUAUAAAGAGAAGUGAAUACUAUGGAUAUACCAACCGUCGUGGCUGUCAACGUUGUGGUAUUGCUUCAACGAAGCGGUUUAGGAAACGCUUCUAUGAGGAUUGCAGACUACGAAUCCCGUUAGAGCCUAGCAAUACCUAGCAAGAUCAGAAGCUACUGCUUUACCCGACCAGCUACAUCAUCCUUUGUAUUCUAAGAUGCCUUGUUUUAGCAUUCUUCUACUUAUGCAUUAUCUAUGUCUAAUUUAAAUGUUGAAUCUUUUUCUUUUUUAAAAAAAACUUGUUAUUUCUU
Raphanus sativus (radish) is the source of this 1933-nucleotide messenger RNA. RefSeq lists its product as uncharacterized. The record is from RefSeq and is a predicted model, not a curated record. Lineage: Eukaryota; Viridiplantae; Streptophyta; Magnoliopsida; Brassicales; Brassicaceae. The transcript has 9 exons. Gene Ontology annotation, molecular function: RNA binding. Bases 974 to 1783 code for a protein of 269 amino acids.